UUUUACGGCAGAGUCUUCCUGGCCAGCCUCGUAUUUUGCCCAAGCAUCCCUCCGGUCCCUACAUGCAUCAUUGUGCUCCACGUGAUGUUGGUAUUGCUUCCAGCGCUUGCUCGGCAAAAGGCCAGGAAAAACGAACACAGGUUUUAUUCGUAA
Suillus fuscotomentosus is the source of this 153-nucleotide messenger RNA. RefSeq lists its product as uncharacterized. The transcript has a single exon. The record is from RefSeq and is a predicted model, not a curated record. The annotation marks the transcript as partial. Lineage: Eukaryota; Fungi; Basidiomycota; Agaricomycetes; Boletales; Suillaceae.